AUGGCCAGUGUCGGCGACCAGAUAGAGCAUGGGCGCCUGUCCAAUGCCUCCCCAUCGCCUUCCCACCCACCGUGGCAGCAGCCGACGCGCCGACGAGGGCGCAACGCUUCGGCCUGCUCUCAAUGCCACUCCCGAAAGCAAAAGUGCAAUGGCGGCCAACCGUGUCUGAAUUGCAUCCGACGCGGAGUCGAUCACCUCUGCUCUGGGCCGCCGGCGUCGCACAGUCGACAGAAACCUGCUCCACGGCCCCUUCAGUCUGCCGUUGCCUCGGUGGGCCAGUCGAGCUCAUCAACACCUCCCAUUGAAACCUCGGUGGCAGUGGCGGCGACCGGCGGCGACGAACCGUCCAGACCCCGACAGGAUCAGCCCCGGAUCGGCCAGCUGUGGCGGUCACGAGGCGCCCCGGCCUUCUUCGGCACCUCGUACUUCGGGCCCCAGGUGGCGGCGACCAUGAUCAACUCGCCGGCGCCCGACAUCCCCGCGGGGACGGGCUCAUCGUCGGCGCGCAAGACAGAGACAAUCAACGCGCGGCCGUUCCGCGACGAGUCGGGCCCCUACUCGCAGAUUUGGGACCUGCUGGGCCUGCUGCCACGGCGCAAGAGCUUUGUGGACCAUCUGGUCGAACGGUUCUUCAGCGACCUGAAUGGCCACAUCGAUGCAGUCCAUCCAGCUUCCUUCCAACAGAGCUACAGCCUGUUCUGGGAGCGUAAGUCGGGCUUCGACGAUGUGACCACGGUCGAUCUGCGGUGGCUCGCGCUCCUCUUUGUCAUCCUCGCCAUCGGGGCGUACCUCGACUGCCCGCGCACCAGCUCGGCCGACACGCAGCGCGACUAUGAAGAGGCAUCGUUGCGGUUCUACUGGGCGUCGCGGCGGGCCAUCGUCAUCGCGCCCUCUUUUUACGGCGAAAGCACCGACCUCGUGCGCGCCGGCGUCCUCAUCACCCGCUAUCUCAUCCAGACCCAGCGCCUGGCCGAGAGCUGGUUGACGGUGGGGUUUGCGGCGCGACUGGGUAUCGCCCAGGGCCUGCACGUCGACGGCGAGAAAUGGGGCCUGCCUCGGAGGGCGACGGAAACGCGUCGCCGGCUCUGGUGCCACCUGUACACGCUGGAUCGCAUGAUUUCGCUGGCGCUGGGCCGGCCAUACUGCAUCUCCGACGCCCAGAGCCUGCUGGAAGAGCCGCAGAACGUGUAUGUGGAUGACCUGACCGACGACGAGGCUCACUUGGCCCAGCCGCGGCCCCUGAGCGACCCGACCAUCAGCGUCAUGGCCUCGCUUGAGUACCGCCUGGCCAAGGUCAUCGGGCAGAUCCAAGAAGCCUGCUUCCACUUCGACACUGCUUCAUACCGGGACGUGCUCGCCCUGGACGAGAGGCUCAUGGGCUGGAAGCAGGCCCUGCCGCCGUACUUUGCGCUCGACGGGCCCGACCUGUCCCUGGACGCCACGCACCCCUUUCUCGCCUGGCAGCGCCUCUACCUCCACACCAGCUUCCAUUUUGCCCGCAUCACCCUGCAUCGCCCGUACCUCUUGCGCCCGUCCUUGACCGACCGCUACCAGUUCAGCCGGGAUGCAUGUCUCUCGUCCGCGCGGGCCGACCUCAAAACCCGCCUCGACUCGCAUUUCCAUUCGGUCGACUCGGCCGCCCACUACACCUGGAGUCUGAGCGCCCAUCAGCUGUGCAACAGUGCCAUCAUUCUCGGCAUCCUCGCCGUCCGAGAGGCCAGUUCCGUUCAGAAUCCGGGCAUCGUCGACGAUCUCGAGGCCUACUGUGAAAUGCAACGCUCCGAGAUGUGGCUGAGUGAGUUUGGCCUGGCCGAGGUCAGCGUCGUGGAAAUGUGCAUCGCCAAACUCAAAAAGCAACUGCAGUAUGCGCGCGACCGUGACCGAGACCGAGACCAGGCCCGGGACUCUCGACACCGACCUCGGCCGCGACCUUCGGGCUUGGGUGUGAGCUCGACCUCAGGUCCAGCAGCAGUAGCAUCGCCAACUCCAAAUGCUUUGAAUGACGACAAUGACGCCAACGAUACUAUGCUCACGCUUCCAACGGCAACGGCAACGACAACGGCGUCUUGGACGGCAGACCAGAGUUUCACCCCGGCAAUCUCAGGACCCACGUCGCCGAUCUGGCAAGACCAGCUCUUUCCAGGCUCGUUGCCCGGCUUCACGGAUCUUCAAACUUGGCAAGAAGUGAUUGAUGAGAUCGGAGCGGAUUUCUCCAAUGCCGCCUAA
This is a messenger RNA of Capronia epimyces CBS 606.96, 2226 nucleotides long. RefSeq lists its product as uncharacterized. Gene Ontology annotation, biological process: regulation of DNA-templated transcription; DNA-templated transcription. The record is from RefSeq and is a predicted model, not a curated record. Lineage: Eukaryota; Fungi; Ascomycota; Eurotiomycetes; Chaetothyriales; Herpotrichiellaceae. Gene Ontology annotation, molecular function: zinc ion binding; DNA binding; DNA-binding transcription factor activity, RNA polymerase II-specific. The coding region runs from base 1 to 2226 and encodes 741 amino acids. The transcript has 2 exons.